AUGUUUUUCAAGUAUUUAAGGGAACCAACGCUGACAGAUCUGAUGCCCAGUCGAGAUGCGUACAAGUAUUUGGAGUACGGCAUGACGGCCUUAGGCUGGAUGCCGCAGGCAGUGAAUGCCAGAUAUCGCUUUCUGUACCGAAUCUGGACAAUAUUUGUGAUCACACUGGCUGGUUAUUUGCCCAUAGGUCUGUCCAUAACCUAUGUGAAGGAGUUUAGCACGUUUACGCCCGGUGAGCUGUUUACCUCGCUGCAAGCGGGCAUCAAUGCGCCGGGCGCCUUCACCCGUGGCAUGAUAUCCUUUCUGAACGUGUGGCGUCUCGCCGAGCUCAAGCAGCUGUUCGAUGAAAUGGACAAGCGUUGCGUCAAGGAUGAGGAGCGGAUUGCGGUGCAUCGCGGUGUGAAACGCUGCAAUUCGCUUUAUCUUUUAUAUCAGUUCACCUACACGAUCUUCGUGACCAUCACCUACUUGACCUCGGUAGUGAGGGGACUGACGCCUUGGCGUUUGUAUAAUUGCUUUGUGGAUUGGCGCGAUGGCACCUCCAGCCUGUUGAUCGCUUCCUUUAUUGAGUAUCUUUUUAUGUCCUCUGGCGUGUACUUCAAUCAAAUGACGGAUGUUUAUCCGCUAAUCUUUGGCUUCUCGUUACGGAUGCAUCUGGAACUGCUGUGCAAACGCAUCGAAAACUUGCGCACGGAUCCCAGCAUGUCCGAGGAACAGAACUAUCUGGAGCUCAGAGGCUGCAUUUCAGAUCAUAAGCUAAUAAUCAAGAUUUGCAAUCUAAUGCGACCCUAUAUAUCGCGCACAACCUUUGUGCAAUUUCUAUUCGUGGGCCUCUUGUUUGGCCUCACGAUGAUCAAUCUGAUGUUCUUUGUGGAUCUCUGGACGGGCAUAGCCUCAGUGGCCUACGUGAUUGCGCUCUUCUUUCAGACGUUUCCCUUUUGUUUCACCUGCAACCUGAUCGAAAGCGACUGCGAGAGCCUAGCCCUAGCCAUAUUUCAAUCGCAUUGGGUCGAUGCAACUCGUCGAUAUAAAUCCGCUUUGAUAUACUUUUUGCAAAAUGUGCAGCAAUCAAUUAGCUUUACCGCCGGCUCCAUAUUUCCCAUCAGUCUGAACACUAACAUUAAAGUGGCUAAGUUGGCAUUUUCGGUGGUGACAUUCGUGAAGCAAAUGAACAUUGCGGACAAACUGAAGGCAGACUAA
Drosophila novamexicana is the source of this 1200-nucleotide messenger RNA. RefSeq names its product odorant receptor 42b-like. Gene Ontology annotation, biological process: detection of chemical stimulus involved in sensory perception of smell; sensory perception of smell. Gene Ontology annotation, molecular function: olfactory receptor activity; odorant binding. The transcript has 3 exons. The coding region runs from base 1 to 1200 and encodes 399 amino acids. Gene Ontology annotation, cellular component: plasma membrane. NCBI's taxonomy places the organism in Eukaryota, Metazoa, Arthropoda, Insecta, Diptera, Drosophilidae. The record is from RefSeq and is a predicted model, not a curated record.